AUGCUGGUGGCCAUGCGUGCGAACGGCUUCGCAGGUUGGCUUUGCGUGCCAUUGGUGCUGCUUUUGCGAGUGCGGGUCUUCGCUUUUGACUUGUGCCUGAGGUCAGGUAUUGCUAACGAAAGCCGUGCAUAUAUACAGGACGAGCGCGGUCAAAAUCUCCCCAUAGGCAUCUUCGCGUACCAGCGGUCAUCUUCCCUUGUGCAAUCGCACAUUGCCGCCAUCUUGAUCUCCGAGCAGUUGGGCUACCAUGUGGAGUUCAAGUAUGAGAACCGGGGGCCAUUUGAAGCGCAGUCAUGGCUGUCGUGCAAAGAUCUGAACUUUAGUGCUGGAUGGCUUGCUGAUUCUUUGUGCAUCCCUGGCGAGAACCGAGUUCACAUCGCUUUGGACACAGGCUUUGGGGCUUUGCCUUAUGAGCUCUACUUUACCAAUCUUUUCCGCUCGCUGGAAGCGUGCUGUCAGCGAAGCCCGAGGGAUCUGGGCUCCAUGGGGUAUCACAGUCGAGAGCGCAUCUUCAUGAAAAGAUCCCAGGUAGACACGGCUUUGCAGGACGGCUUCAUCCUCAACUUGCACGGCAGCUACAACACCACGCUUCACGACCCGAGGAAAUAUUUCGAUGGCAUCGACGCGUUGAAUACCAGUGACCUUCUUCCCUGCAACCGCACCAUCAAUCGCAGGCUGCCCGUCGCUGCUGAGUUGGAGUCUUAUGUCUAUUGGACUGGCGACGCAGAUGGAGUCACUCAAGACGCAGACGGAACCAAGACAGUUUUUUGCCCGGACGGGCACGUCUGGAUCGCACCGGCUUGCCGCAGCAAUUUGACAAGCUGCAUUGCUAUGGCCACUUUUUGGAGCUUGCCUUUGAUCUCCAUAAUGCACUGGUCCGCAGUCCAUGGCCUCCCUCUGGCCGUGGGAUACUACAGUCGAAUCCAAGAUUUCUUCGCCAAAAUGAGAGACGGGAACACUUUAUUUUACUGGUGGGAGCCGGAGAACUACGAGUUUGGGGUAGAGAAGGUGCCUCUGCUCUUCCCCGUUUACAACGCUAGCGAGUGGGCCGUGGGGAACCAGAGGACGGAUCAGCCUCCCGGGUAUGUUGGCAAGCUGGUAAGCUCGAAUCUCCAGGCCAAGGCACCGCGAGUACAUACCCUGAUCGAGCGGUUUUCUCUUAGUACUGGGAUCUUGGAAGAGCUGAACCAGCUCCUGUCUGUGGCCGGAAUCUCUGCCGGUGGUACUCCAACGGCAGGAGACGACGUAGUCUAUCGCUUGGCCUGCGAUUGGGUACGAUCCAGCGAGUCUUUGUGGAGGGCGUGGAUUCCUAUGACGUGCGAUGCAGGGUCCGGUCUUGUCGAUGCAGGUGGCCAAUAUCUUCUCAGUCGUGGAGAUGAUGCUGUGGGUUGCAGCACAUGCUCGUCUGGUCGUUUCUCGGAGCCUCUUCUGGAUGGCCAGGGCUUCAUUUACCGCUGUGCCACGUGCCCCCCGGGCACUUAUCAGGAGUUCCCGAACCAAGUUGCCUGCAACGACUGCACGUUGGGCAGCUUCGCCAAUGAGACGGGUGCCACAGCAUGCAACCUGUGUCCGCUGGGCACUUUUGCAGACCAGGAAGGUCGCACGGCCUGCGCCAGCUGCGGGGACAAUACCUGGACCACCAUGGACUUGGUGAGCAACGAGGGGAGCAGCGAUGGUCGUGGUCGCUGGAUUGAAGUGCUUGGGGCCACAUCCAAGGAUUUCUGCGUUUGUGUAGAAGGCCGCCAUUUCUGGCAGGGCCGAUGCGAGUUGUGCCUGCAGGGCGCGACUUGCCUGGGGCCUACGAGCCUCACAAUCGACCCCGGCUUCUUUGCCUUUCCCGAGCAUCCGGGCAACGUCUUCCGCUGCUUCGGCCUGGAGCAGCGUUGCCAGGGUGGCCCUCCUGGCAGCUGCGCAGCAGGCCGCAGCAACCAGAGCCUUGCCUGUGCCCAGUGCUUGCCGGGAUUCCAGGCACAAGCAGAUGGCCAGUGCCGCGAGUGUGCGGCAACGGACUUUGCCAUCGUCUUUGGCCUCUGCCUGCUUGGGGUCUUCUUUGUGGGAUGCCUUCACGCGUCUCUGAUCGCAGAGGAGAAGUUCGCCAGCCAUGGCAGCCAGCACGGGAGCCUGCUGAAUGUAGCCUUGGGCUUGAGCCAACUAGUGACGUGCGCGCAGGUGUUUGGCGUGCUGCGCAGAUUGCGGGUUCCCUGGGAGGAGCCUUUUUCCCUUCUGUUGCUGGCAUCGGAGUUCCUGUCACUGGAUGCGCUGGUGUAUUCUUUCAGCUCCAUUCAAUGCGUUCUCCCGUCCUCAGCAGUGGAAGAGUACCUGGCAGCCGCAUCCUUGCUUCCAUUGGCCUUCGUCUUGUCCUUGAUCCUUGUGCAUUCUGCAUACAUCAGCUGGCGCAGGCGUGGGCUGCGCCUGGAUUUGUUGGGGAAGACCUGCGGCUCGUUCUCCAUGCUCUUCCUGAUUUCAAUCCUGUCUUCAAUUCUGGAGCCUUUCUAUUGCAACUUGCAUCCCAACGGAGACCGGACCAUGCAGUCCCGUCAUGACGUGCUCUGCAAUUUCCGUGCUGAGCACCUGGAGAUCUGCCUCUUUGCCAUGGCCCUCUGUACGGUUCCGAUUGCCUUUCUCUCCAUCUGUGUCCGCAUCAUUGUUUUCGAUCUUCCGAAGCGCAUUCAAAAAGCCGACGUCGGCUUUGUGAAUGCCUGUUCCUUCCUGGUUCUGCGAUACCGUCCGGGGGUAGAGGCGUUCGCGGUGGUUGUCUUGCUCAGGAACAUCCUCCUAACGUUGUCUCCUCUGAUUACAUCCCAGGCCGGCAGUCUGCUGGUGCUCUGCACAUCCCUGUACAUCACAUUCUGUGCGGUGGCGUUUUGGCAGCCCUGGCGGACGAAACUGGCCACGUACACGGAUCUGGUGAUGCAUGCUGGCUCCCUGCUCGUGUUGGACAUGGGCAAGUUCUAUGCUCCCACCGUAGAAGAUGGCUACACAUUAAUGAUGAUUUGCAUCGUGGCUAGCGGUAUCAUGCUUGUUUGGGGCACGGUGGUUGUGCUCUGGGCCGCCCGGCGCCGCUUUUCAAAGCGCCAGCACUUCCGUUUCGCCCUCAGCCACCACACGCCCGAAGCAGGGACAUUGGCACGCUUGCUGAAGAUCGAGCUGCAGAAAAGGCACAACCUGCGGACGUUUAUCGGCUCGGAUGAUCUGACUGAUCUAACGCAGCAUUUCACCUGCAUUGCCCAAGAUGUCGACACGCUGGUGGCCCUUGCAGGCCGCGACUUCUUGCUGCAGAGGUGGUGUGUCGGUGAUGUGGUGACAGCCAAGGCCCACGGCGUUGAGGUUGUGCUUCUUUCUCUUCCCGGCUUUGUGAUGCCUGACCAGCAAUUUGUUGAAGCCUACGAGAAAUUCGUGCCAAGGGUGAGGGAGCUUGCUGUCCAUGGAAUAACUCUCGAACAGGUUCGAGACUCACUGACAUGGUGCAGUUCAUUGGAGCGCUCUGACGUCGUGGGCUGCGAUCCGGAGAUGCUUACACAGGCAGUCGGAUGGCUAGUCGGCAAUGACGUCACGGUAAAGCAUUCCUCGGUCGUGUCGGAAAGCCGUUCGCAAACGAGUGUUGAGGGGACUACGUACCUUAUCUUAGCGGACACAACUCACAUGGAGGCCCAGGCCGCGGCUUAUUCCCUCUACAUGGUCCUGGCUGCGAAGAUGUUAGAGCUCUCCUUCAAGGGAUCCUUGCGUGUGAUGCGUGCCGAGGAUAGGGUCGAGGCUCUGUCUGACUCGGGCACCACGCAGGCGUUGCUGCUUUGCACCUGCGGAUCUUUGGAGAUCCCUCAGGUGGCCUCCUGGCUCCUGCAGCUGGGCCGCCUCAGCUCCAGCUUCGUGCUGCCCGUCGUGGCCGAGGACUCCUUUCAGUUCCCCACGGGGGCCGGGGCCCUGGGUUCCAGCAAUCUGGCCGCCACCCUCUCAGACGAGUUGGACGACGAGUUUGACAUGAAGCUCUACACUCAGAUCCAGCAGGCGGUCUUCCAAGAGAUCUCCGUGCCUUUCAUGCCAAGGAGCUCCAAUGCAAGGCAGCUGGACCUCCAGGCGAAGCUCAUCGUCGAGCGCCUCUCGCAGACCCGCGAGCCGAUCCAAGCGCGACCUUCCAUGAGCGCGCUCUCAGGCGUGGAGG
This is a messenger RNA of Symbiodinium sp. CCMP2456, 4159 nucleotides long. Lineage: Eukaryota; Dinophyceae; Suessiales; Symbiodiniaceae. The record is from the annotation of a GenBank genome assembly.